This is a messenger RNA of Porites evermanni, 6882 nucleotides long. The record is from the annotation of a GenBank genome assembly. NCBI's taxonomy places the organism in Eukaryota, Metazoa, Cnidaria, Anthozoa, Scleractinia, Poritidae.
UUCAGAGAUCGGCUCAAAAUUCCUAUACCAGCGGAACUACUUGUGGUCAGUAAUACUGGCUUAUUACUCGGUUUGGAUCUAUUCAUUUUGUUUCGUUCCGUUAGUUGAAAAAUGAUUCUUUAUCUUUCCUUUUUCUCUAGGUUGUUGUUGGUACUGCAAUUUCAUACGGAGCAGCAAUCAACAAAAACUUUGGAGUAUCAAUUUUAGGAAAGAUACCCAAGGGGUAAGCUUGUUGAACAAAAAGAAGUUAAAAAAAAAAUCCUUAUACUACCCCAUUUCCUUCUUUUUAGGCUUAAAUUGUAGAAACAUCAUUGCUCUCCAAAAAGCGGCGUGUGUUAGUUUAGGUUUCAGCUUCUGAAACUCAGAAAAGCGUGUUAAUAGCCCUACUUGGCCGAUUUUGGCCCGUUCUCUUCUAAUUAAGAGCUAUUCAAAGUCCUUUCGCAUUCAAUUUUGCCGCUUCAUUGAUUGUGAAUAAUCAAUGAUGUCCAGGCAUUCUGCGCGAUGAAAAAGUUUAGAAAACAAUAAUCAACUUUUAAAAAGAAAUUAAAUAAGUCACGGAAACUAUUAUCUAUAAGCAUUAGUAAAAUACUUGCAAAACGAGGUCAGCAGAUAUUAUACUCCACUAUAUAUAAGCGAAAGCGUGGUCCCUAAUUUAUUUGAAAAUCUUUCUUCAUCCAUCACAAACUUCCGAAUCAUAUAUUUCUAAUUAAAGAAAAAAACCGGGAAAAGAGUAACCACAAUACUUUAAAUUUUUUCAAUUUCAGACUUCCUCCUUUAAGCGUACCUUCAUUGUCUCUGAUGUCGAAUAUCUUCUCAGAUGCCUUUGUUAUCGCAGUGGUUAUAUUUGCUACAAACAUUUCGAUAUCUAAGAUGUUUGCAAAGAAAGGUGGCUAUUCCGUGGAUCCCAACCAGGUUUGAUAAUAAAAACAAAACCUAAAUAGUUUCGCUCGGCCAAGAGGGCCUGGGUUAUGGAAGAAAAAACAUUCGUUUAGAGGUCAACCGCGCUGCGCAGCAAGCAACAAGGAAGAGAAGUUCUCGGCUACAUCCUGGCACUUCAAACUAAAACUGGAGCAAAAAAUCCGGCAACUUAGGGAUUUCUCCUGGUGUAUUUCUUCCGAUGCCUCUGUUAAACAGUUUAGUCAAUAGAUCACGCUGUUAGAGGCGAUUCUGUAAUGAUAAUGGACGAACCUUACAAGAGAUUUACCGAAUUUAGUUAUUUUAGAUUGUUACUCUUUUCUCACGAGACAUUGAUUUGAUUUAUUUUAGGAAUUAAUAGCGUAUGGUGCUGGUAAUUUCGUGGGCUCAUUCUUUUCUUGUUUUCCGAUAUGUAACGCUUUGGCGCGGUCAGUGGUCCAGGAGAAUCUUGCCAACACGCAGGUAAUGUUAACCAGUGGCACAAAAGCCAUUGUCGCUUUUGAAAUAGGACGCGUUUGUGCGUAGGUUGUUUAUAUGGCGCGCCAGCUAAUGAUGACAAGUUAGGUAACUGUCCUUGAGCUAACCGGGGUCGCCUGAUCAUUGGUUACCCUUGAGCCUGCGAGCAAACUCUCCAAAUAGGGGAGGUCGCGAAAAGUCACGUGAGAGCUUGCUCUCAAGCUACAUUCAAAGCAGGAGUAAAUCAAACUAUAAUGAACCAAAACCACCGUAGUAUUUCCGUUUGUAGUGUGAGGUCUUAAUUAACUUGGACGCCUAGUUCAUCAGGUUGCAAUCACAACAUCCUUAAACGUUCCUGUUCUUCUCAAAUGAGACAGGUCUGUAAACUGAUGUUUCCUCCGUAUGUUCUAUUUCGCAGCUUUGCAGUAUAGUCGUGAAUGCGCUGGUUCUUCUUGUGCUGCUGUUUCUUGCUCCGCUUUUCUUUCACCUUCCAAAGGUAAAAACAACAGAGUCCGGAAGGUAGGGUAAGGUAUCCAGACGGCUGCUUAACUGACCAAAUCCCACCCUCUCCCCCCCUGCACAUAAACACGUGUAACAUGCCUAAACUGUGCCCGAGAUCCACCCAACUCAGGAGUUUGCCCCCCAAACACUUCUAGGAAAUUUGUGGCCCGAGACCCAUUUCAAAUUUAGGUCUUAGAGCUUGCAAACCACAGAGAUUGAUCCUAAUUUAGUUCAUCAAAUUAGGGUUUUCCGCUUUUCUUCAAAACUCCCAAAUGCUGACCUUUAAUAAGCGAUUUCGUUCAGGCUCAAAACUUUCCCUGCAAUUUUAGGAAUGAGUGUCAGCUAUAAGAAAAGGAAUUUUGUCUAACGCUUGCGACUCAACGUAAAACUAAGGCCUAACUCUUUCUCAUGUCUUCUCUCCUACUCUCCACACUAGGCCAUUUUAGCCUCUGUUGUGAUCGCUAACCUUAUUGGACUUCUGAAGCAGUUUUCCAGGUUAAGAGAUUUGUGGAAAAUAUACAAAACGGACGCGGUAAGUUUUGAAAUAAAAAAUGUAGAACAUGAAAGUCGAAGAUCACUUGCGACUCAUUAUGAUUGUACCAUAGCGCACUGACUAAGAGCGCACUUCGCACUGUGAGCGGAAUAGGCCCCAACUAAAUACCCUCGAUAAGCACUCUAUAGGCUAUCCUGGGUGCCAGAGGGUUUUUUUUGUUAGCCGGGCACGGUUUAUCUCAUCCUAGGUAUUUCGAGAACGGAGUAGACGGACCAAAGCCAUGGUAGUCAUAGGUGCAGCGCAGUAGGGGUACAAUCAGCCGACUUCAGAGAGACCUUUAGAUUCUAAAACGAGUACGAUUACGAGUACGAGAUUUUCUCAGUACUAUGAAAAGAAGUGCUCGCGCGUGAACCAGCGUCAUUUUGGCGGGAAAACGUGUUAGUCAUCGUCAUUCUACUACGAAUUUUAGCGAGAAUGUCGUGGUAGCGGAAGAAAGUUAUAAAGUGUUAGAGGCUUAAUCAAUUUGCGGCCGAGGUAUGGCUUCAUCUGGUUCAAUAAAGAUAGCAAUGGUUUAUUUGUGGCGAAAAGGAAGUACAACGAGGCUUUCCCGGGGUGUCUAUUAUUUGCGUUCUCGUCGUAGAAUGCGUACUAUGAGCAUACUACAAGCGUGCUGUGAGAGUACAGUGAGCCUACUCAGGGUGUGACUAGCGUGCUAUGAGGGUACAAUAGCGCGGUACGAUCGUACUAUAACCACACUGAGUGAGAACAAUAAGCGUAUAACAAAACUGUGUAUACGCUGCUCUGAAAUGUAUAGUGUGUUUAAUGAGGAUUUAGUGGCCAUUGAACUGUAGUUUUAGUGAUUCUUUGUCCCGUUUUUGAUUUGCAGGUUGUGUGGUUUAUAACAUGUUUUGGAGUCAUCUUGAUGGGAGUUGAUUUAGGACUUGGAAUAGGAGUGAUUAGCGCACUGUUUGCCGUUGUUAUAACUCUUUCAAGGUGAAACAAUUUCCUUAAAACCUUCUCAUAAUCCAUUUACACAAACAAACUGAACAAACAAGCUGUUAGGACAGAAGUUAGUGGACAUUCAGUCAGUUAUUUGAGAUCAGGUCACUGAAAUCAUGAGUCAAUUAAUUGUUCAGUCAGAAUGCACAUCUUUCAUAAUAAUAGUCUGUUUGUGAGACAGUGUAGUCAUAACCUGAGAAGCAAACCUUUCCACUUGGUUCACAUUGUGCAAAAGUUGGGAGGAAUUUUUCUAGCCCUUCACUGGCCUCGCUUUGCUCCAAAAAAGGAGGAGGCGAAAUCUCGGACCCCUUCCCUAUAUCUGACACGGAAUUUUUAAUCUGAAGCUUAGUUCCGUUUUUUGUUCUCAGGUCAAAAUAUUCCGUUCUUGGACAAGUAAGGGGAACAGAGCUGUACCGUGAUGUAAAAGGAUGUCAUCUGGUAUGUUUUUAAGGACAAUAGCGGGCAUCCUUUGCGCAUUAGAUCUUAGGAGACCGAGAACGGACUUAUUAGACAUGUUUCUUUCUUAGCUAUCUUCAAUUACUCUGCGGAUCAAUCCUUAAUGUAAUGUGUGCACCAAUCAGACCUCAAACAAAGCAUCAAGGCCGCGGGUGUCAAACACAUAAAAACAUGUAACGAGUUGAUUGAAAAAAAAAACUGACUAACUCUUUGAAUCACCUAUUGUCCAUAAUAUUAUGAAAUUUAUUAAAUCCAAAAUACUGACAUCUUUUUACAGCCAAUGCGCAUUACAAACGCACUCGUCGCGUUCAUAGGUGGAAUAAUACGCCACCGAAAUCAGUAGGGUAAAGACUAAGACUACACUAACCGUCUUAUCUCAUUAGGCCUUCGAGGUACCUGGAGUGAAGGUGCUCAGAUUUGAGUCCUCUUUGUACUUUGGAAAUGUGGAGCGCUUUAGAAGUGCACUUAUUGCCGUCGUUGGCCGAGAUCCGGGUGUUCAACAACACACGCGUAAAGAGGUAAAACUCCAGUCAGGAGACAAAGCUGAGCUACUGGAAAAUGAGCAGGAGGACGACUUCAGCGAUAACCAAGAGAUUCCAAACGGAGUAAGGAACAGUUUUUUUAGCAGUUCAUUCACUAUAUUACAAUUUAAUGACAGACAAAGUGACAAUACGGAGUUGUUCUAUAUGUUUAUGCUAUGAAAGUAAAAACGAAACACAACCCAGUUGAGGAUGUUUUUCAAGUGUUGAAGACUAGACUGCGUAGAUGCGGUAACUAGCGAGUGCCGAGGCGGAGUCCGAAGGGAUUUGGGCUCUCCCCCACCCUCACAUCAUAGACAAUACGUUAUUUGUUACCUUCUCAAAAAGCGCAACACGGCGUUUCGACAUUGUUACGACAUUGUUGCGAAUGGUUACACAUUGUUCCAAUAUCACAACGCUGUGUUGUUGCUAAAAAUCGUCCUUGCGAAUCUUCUCGUGUAACAUCGGCCUUUAGCCUGCGUGGCAGUCGCAGGUUUUGUUGGGGUCAAAGGGAGAAAUUUUUAGGACAAGCGCGUGCUCGCGCAGACUAUUUCGAAGUAAUGUGAGUAACCGGAGAGUGUGUUCUAUUUUAAAAACAGAAACUGGUAUCUGUGCCAAACGGUGUUCACAAACAUAUGGAAGUUGAGUUGGAGGAGCCAGAAGAACGCGUUCAUGCUGUUGUAAUAGAUGGAAGCAGUUUUACCUUCAUUGAUUCUGUAGGGCUACACGCACUUCCAGCGGUGAGUGUUAGAGUGUAUUUCCUUGAAUACUUGAUGUCCACCUUAAUAUUUCUCAGGUUGCGGACUAACUACGGGAUAUACAACACUGCACCAUUUCUGUUGCGUUUCUGAACACGCGGCACGCGGUGACAAGUUUAUACCGGAAGAUAUAUACCGUAAAUUUACGAAAAUAAGCCCCGGGUUUGUUUGCGUUACGAGUUCGGGGGAUGGGGGGGAGGGGGGUUAUAUUUGAAGGGGCUUAUUUUCGGAAUUUUACGGUAUCUCAAGUGAUUGCUAUACUGUUCACGGUGUUUUGGUGCUGCCUGUUUUAAAAACGAGGUACAUACAUACCGUAAAUGUAUUAAUUUAUUUGAAGGCGACGAUUAUUGGAGCAUUAAAGGUAUAUAUGCACUAAGUUUCUGCGUACCUUGUAGCCGGUUAGGCAGAACUGUAGUAAAUGUUGUCCGACACUCUACAGUUUAGCCUUUACAUCGCUUCGUUCGUUAAGCAGCCUUCUCUCAAAUAGGUACAGUUAGUUGUUUGUACUUAUUUUAAGAUAAGCGAAUGUCGAGUUGACCGUAAUUUUACUACUUGUUGCUAUGUUAGACUUCUCUUCUGCCGAUCAAGGAUUCCCUAUUCCGUCUAAUUAUUAGUCCGUCUUAUAUAUUCUUUAAGGGCCCCGCUUAUUGCAGGGCGGCGAAAUAUUAGUCCAUAGACUCUAUCAAGUGUUUUCCUCCACGGAAAUCUUUAGUAAAAGGCGAAACAUUUAUACGUGAUGAAGGAAAACCAGAGUUAUCUCAAACUGCCGACACCAAACAGUUAUGUUUGCCACGAUGUGUCAACGAUUAUGGGACAAAAUAAUUACGCAUGCGCAUAGCCUUAUACGUGUCCUUCGUGAGAACCAACCCAUGUUCUCAAGUGUUAUUUCAAAAAUUUUGAUAUUAAUACUUGCCAAAACUAUAUGGUUAUAUGUUUACUGUCUCUGCUAUGAUAAGCCUGUGGCUUUUUAUGUCACCACAACCUAAUCUGUCAGCUUCCUCACUAGUUGUUUGCUUUUCUGUUUUCAGCUGAUUGCCGAGUUUAAAAAGGCCGGAGUUCUUAUUUACUUGGCUGGCUGUUCAUGUGAGUUAUUAAUCUUAAGCGAAUUAAUCAGGCAAAUCAUCGAAGCGGCUUUAACAAGAGAGGUUUGAAACCAAACUGCAUGUAAUCAUUUUAGUAAUCACAACCGUAGCUCGAGAGUAAGCUCGAAGUUAGGUUGUGCUCUUGUUCCGUUUCCUUCCUUGUCCCUAGCUUUCCCCGCACCAAUCUCCCGUGAACUCGCUCGCAGGCUGUCACAAAGGACUACGACGCUUCGUGCUUAUUUACUGCAUGUCUAAGUGCUUCCUCGGAUAAAAAGAAACCGUUUAGGUCAGACAAAAAGUACCAUGAAGUUUUUUACCAAGUUCAUAUGUUCUGGAUUAUUAACAGCUGCCAAAGUCUAUUUAAAGAGCGAAAGUUUUGAAUCAGUCUUCAGGUCGUAAGGUCGCUAAUGCUAUUGACGUAUGUUAGGGAGCAAGCUCGCCGACACGCUCCUCGCUCAGAGAGAGCAGCGAGGAAAGACUUCUGUUUUUGCAGCCUAAAUCAAAAGGUCUUAAUUUAUUGUUUUAAUUCUUUAUCGUAUUCUCCCUUUGCAGCGAUUAUAACUAAAAGGCUUGGCAGUUCAUCUGGGAAGGCUGCAAUCUCAGCAAUCGACCAUCACGUGAUGUUCCCUUCAAUACAUGACGCUGUUAUAUCAGCCGUGCGGUCACGUGAUUUUGCGGUGAGAAAUAACUUCAGUGGAUCAUAA